Drosophila sechellia is the source of this 3338-nucleotide messenger RNA. Its product is annotated as phospholipase B1, membrane-associated. The transcript has a single exon. The coding region runs from base 1209 to 2552 and encodes 447 amino acids. Lineage: Eukaryota; Metazoa; Arthropoda; Insecta; Diptera; Drosophilidae. Gene Ontology annotation, molecular function: glycerophospholipase activity. The record is from RefSeq and is a predicted model, not a curated record. Gene Ontology annotation, biological process: phospholipid metabolic process.
AGUUCGACAAAACGGAUAUGUUUUCGCAUAGCACUCAAGUUUCAAGACUCUUUUCGCGAGAUCCAAACAAACAAUUAGCUAUUAAGAUUUGAAGCAUUUCGAGCAACAAUUACAUUACCAACUUACUUAAGCAUAAUGUGAAAAUAUUUUGAAGCACUCCGCUCGUGUUUUCCUUGUUCGAAAUGCAUGAAUGGGGAUUUGAAGAUCUAAGGCAGAUAAGAUUCAAUUUUAGCCAGAGACGUGGAACAAAUUGAACUUUCAACAUCUUAAAGUGAAUUAAAUUUUCAUGGGGUCACUCGAAUUAUAUACUAAAAGGUUUAAUUACCAUCCAUUGUUCUUAAGAACAAACUUCAUUCUUUAUGCCGGCAACUAUUUAAUUACGAACUUUAUAUCGCUGAAAAGUGUUAAAUAUUGACAGACGGAAGAGUAUAAUAAAAACGUUGAAUUAACGAAUAAUGUUUUUAAGGGAUCCACCACAUCAAAAUAUAAUUUUAAUUGGCCGCAACAAACCAAAUUUUUAACCGAGUUUUUAACUUAAUGCCCCGAUUUUAAAUGUUGGUCGGCUAGAGUGAUUUUUGGGCUCACCUCAAGAUCCCAAGCUCAAAGUCUACGCCCCUGUCUCUAUAGCUUCAAAUUAAUUAUAUUUAUUGUUUCAUUUUUUCUCUGAACACAAAACAAAUGUGCGUUUUCUCGGCGUGUUUUGGUAGCAUCCAUGUUAUGCCACAAGGUAAUUAUUUCGUACACUAAACAGCAUUUUGUUUAGGGCAUUUCGUUGCUGUCGCUGGUGCUUUUGAACCGCAGGGCACUUUGUGUGUAUUUUUUGGAGCUGAAACCAGAGGCUGGUGCUGCUAUCAGGCCGCUCUGUCAUUUUUAUGAUUGUUAAUGUCUCGGUCAACGCUUUUAAGUCAAGUUCUGAGCCCCGUCCCAAUCCCGUCCCCAUCCUCCGCGAUCGUCUGUGGCUUGUUGUUGCCUUUAAUGGAAAGAAAUGAGUUUGAGAGCCAGCGGACGAAGCAGUUGGAGUUGCGAGAAGGGGAUCCGGCCUGUGAAUUCAUAUAGUUUGUGGCGGGCAUUAAAAACGAUCGACACAUUUGCCUGUCGGAUGAGAACGCGUUCAGAAGUUCGUCGGGUAUGAGCUUGCGAAAGUAUAUCCGAAUGGAUUAGAACUCAAAUUUAAUCUCUAGAAUUUCGAUCAAAUAAAUAAAUCCGAUAUGGCUAGCAUUACCUACGCAUUGUGUCUGUGCUCGUUGUUUAUAUUAUUCUCGCCCCUUGUGUCCUCGAAUCGGCGUGUCCGGCGACAAAAUCGAUCCGAUCGCCUGUUGGCUGACAUCGGAGUACGUGCCCAGUCCUACGAUCCCCGUGUGCCGGAAAAUGGCAUCCAGCAGUACACCGACAUCGACCAGGAUCUGCGCCAUCUGUUUCUCAACACCAGGCAGACCACGCUAAGAUGGGCCCUCAACAACAUCGAUGCGCUGAGCAGCCGCGGCAGACGCGAGGGAAAGCUCCAGGUUCCGGUGUCCAAGAAGGUGCCCUUCCCGUGUCCCACGAACGACACACGCUCCCCCAGUCCGCCCACAUCCAUAGAGCACCUCAGGCCGGGUGAUAUUGACAUCAUAGCUGCCUUCGGUGACUCCCUGUCCGCAGGCAACGGAAUACUGUCCAACAAUGCCAUCGAUAUGAUCAACGAGUUCCGCGGCCUGACCUUCUCCGGUGGCGGUCUGGCCAACUGGCGAAGAUUCGUCACCCUGCCGAACAUCUUGAAGAUUUUCAAUCCCAAGCUGUACGGCUUUGCGGUGAGCAACAGCCUGGUGAUCAACCACCGAUCCUCGCGACUGAACAUCGCCGAGCCGAUGAUCAUGUCGCGGGAUCUGCCCUUCCAGGCUCGCGUGCUCAUCGAUCUGCUGCGACGAGAUCGCCAUGUGGACAUGAAGCGGCACUGGAAGCUGCUGACGGUGUAUGUUGGAAACAACGACAUCUGCUCCGACUUGUGCCACUGGGACACGCCGCAGAGCUUCCUUGACCAGCACGCCCGAGAUCUGCGCCAGGCAUUCCGGCUGCUGCGCGACCAUGUGCCGCGCCUGCUGAUCAACCUGAUUGUUGUGCCAAACAUCCCGCUGGUAUUGAGCACCAUGACCCAGGUGCCGCUGCAGUGCUUCGUCGUGCAUCGUGUGGGGUGCCACUGCCUGAUCAACGACCGCCUCAAUCGCACCGAGUUCAAUGAGCGCAUGGACACCCUGACGCGUUGGCAGCAGCUGGACAUGGAGAUCGCCCGGCUGCCGGAGUUCCAUCGCCAGGACUUUGCCAUCGUCGCGCAUCCGAUGCUGACCAAGGUGACCGCACCCACGCUGCCCGAUGGGAGCACUGAUUGGCGGUUCUUCUCCCACGACUGCUUCCACUUUAGCCAGCGCGGCCACGCGAUCAUCUCGAACCUGUUGUGGAACAGCAUGCUCCUGCCGGACGACCAGAAGCCACGACCUUCGGUGGUGCCCAAACUGUUCGAGCGGGUCGUUUGCCCCACUGCGGAGCAGCCCUAUUUUGUGGUCAGGCCAAGUUGAGGGUCUCCCAAGAUCGGGAACGGGUUAAGUUACUUGAUUUGACUGUCUGGUGACCCCUUUUCUUGGCGUAACCGCAGUCUGGUGUGCACAGAGAAAAAUUGCUUUUUAUUCGCAUAUCAAAUUAUAGCAGUCUAGGUACUUUACAUAAUUCAUAAUAAAUUAUUAUUAUUUAUAACCAUAAUAUACAAACUGUGCCUCUUCCACUUCCGCAAAUCUCUCGCGGAAUGCAUUGAAUAGUGCAAAGGAAAACCGAAGGAUUUUGUUUACGACAUUGCAAAUAAAUAAAAAUAUAUUUGUCAAGCUGUCAAAAACCUAUAAAGAUUAAAUUAUGAAUUAAUUUAGGAGGCAUUAAAUGUAUUUUAUUUUACUGACAAAGGGGUUUACCUUCCGUAUGCGUUCAGUUUCCCCAACUCUUUCUUCAUGCCAUUUACCCAAACCCAUUUCCAUUUCAAUUAAAGUAUUAUGCAAUUUUUAAUUUAUAUUUUUAAUUAAUUAAAAACACAUCCCCAUCCGGAAUAAAAAUUCAUUAAAACAUUUCUUGCUUAUGCGGCAGAAAAAAUGCUCCGGCUUACAGUGAACACCAUCCUUGAUGUACCCCCUCCCCCCUCGCUCUUCUCAACACGUGACAACGUCGCCUGCUCAUUACCUGCCUCCUUCCAGUCCCGGGCCCUGCCACGCCCACUUUCCCCAAACGCAGAAAUUAAAAUAUAAAAUAUAAAUAACAGCAAAAAUAAAGUUGCAGUGGGGUAGCUCGACUAUGGGAUACCGUCUGCUUUCUAUAUUUAA